This is a messenger RNA of Phlebotomus argentipes, 5966 nucleotides long. RefSeq names its product heterogeneous nuclear ribonucleoprotein L (gene sm). Gene Ontology annotation, molecular function: mRNA binding. Bases 335 to 1780 code for a protein of 481 amino acids. The transcript is spliced from 12 exons. Gene Ontology annotation, cellular component: nucleus. Gene Ontology annotation, biological process: mRNA processing; regulation of RNA splicing. The record is from RefSeq and is a predicted model, not a curated record. Lineage: Eukaryota; Metazoa; Arthropoda; Insecta; Diptera; Psychodidae.
ACUUUGUUCAGUGAUGACGGCGAAGGCAGGUUCUCGUGCACGAAUCCAAUAGGAAUCCUGUGUGAGGAGAGAGAUUAUCAAAGGCGAACGGCGGCGCUGGGCGGAUCGCAGGCAACGAAAUCAGUGGUACUAAAGGGGCGUGAAGGGCGCACGCGAGCGAUAGGGCGUGAAGGAGUGUGCGUGAAGACAGUGUGUGUGGGUGAAAAUUUCACGGGAGUUUUCCGCGAGAGUGAGCUGCCGGGACUGGGUGGCGUGGGGCGCGCUUCCGUGACGUGUGCGCGGGCAUAGUGACUGGGCCCCCCUUCGGAGACUUGUUUUCACGGCGCGCGGGACAAUGGCGUUCAAUGGUGGCAGCAGCAGCGCGAGCGGCGGCUCUGAGCCCCACAACAAGCGCCUCUGCACCCGAAACUCCACGGACAACACGGCCACGGAGGCUGGACACGCCAACAACAAGACUAUCAUUGGAAACAAUACAGCAGAUGAGCCGAGGAGGAAAAGACACGAUUUGGCCAGACCAAAUCACAUUCUUCUAUUCACAGUCAUCAAUCCUCUUUAUCCUAUCACAGUGGAAGUUCUUCACACCAUUUCACAUCCAUACGGUCAAGUGCAGCGCAUUGUGAUAUUUAAGAAGAAUGGCGUCCAGGCGAUGGUUGAAUUUGACAGUAUUGAAUCUGCCACAAGAGCCCGUGAUAAUCUCAAUGGAGCCGACAUCUAUUCAGGAUGCUGCACACUCAAGAUUGAUUACGCAAAGCCCGAGAAGUUGAAUGUGUAUAAAAAUGACAGCGACACGAGCUGGGAUUUCACAUUAACUGUGAAAGAGGUCGGAAAUGGAAGAUCACCCCUUCUGCAGGAUCCACUCUACGGAUCACGUCCGCAGCCAUACACGAAGACAAUGGGGGAGCCGGGCAGAAAGAACAAGCCACCGCUUCUCGGGCCAGGAUCGACGGGAUUCCCGGGCUAUGGACCACCUGACUUCCACCAGGCCACGGAGAGCUGGAAGCAGCCGCCGGCGCACGCGGGCAUCAUCAAGGAGACGCCCGGCAUGGGACCCGCCACUAGGAAUCCCAGCGUGAACUUCGUGUCGCAGGGACAGCAGCAGGGCGCCGUGAUGAUGGUGUACGGCCUCGAUGGGCAGACGUCAAACACGGAGAAGCUCUUCAAUCUGGUCUGUCUGUAUGGGAAUGUUGCCAGGAUAAAGUUCUUGAAAACCAAAGAAGGAACCGCCAUGGUUCAAAUGGGAGAUUCAGUGGCAGUUGAACGGUGUGUCCAACAUCUCAAUAACAUUCCCGUCGGUAAUAAUGGCAAAUUACAGAUUGCCUUUUCAAAGCAAAAUUUCCUGUCUGAGGUCACAAAUCCAUUCAGUCUUCCAGAUCAUACGCCCAGCUUCAAGGAAUUCACGGGAUCGAAGAAUAAUCGGUUCUUAUCGCCAACACAGGCGAGCAAGAAUCGCAUUCAACCGCCGAGCAAGAUUUUGCACUUUUUCAACACACCACCGGGACUGACAGAGGAGCAAUUGAUAGGGAUUUUCAACAUAAAAGAAGUUCCACCGACCGCCGUGAGAAUGUUUCCGCUGAAGACGGAACGCUCAUCGUCAGGCCUAAUUGAAUUCUCCAGUGUGGCUCAGGCCGUGUUGGCCAUCAUGAAGUGCAAUCAUAUCCCAAUCGAGAGCAAAGGCACUAAAUUCCCUUUCAUCAUGAAGCUGUGCUUCUCAUCGUCCAAGAGCAUGAAUGGCACCUGGUCGGCCGAGAACAAUGGCGAGAAGAUGAAUGGGGAGAAUUAGGUGGCGCAGGAACAUGUGAAUCAUAUGCAAACAAAACCCCAUCUGAUCAUCGGAUACACACCAGAUUGAACGCAAUAACGCGUCAUGCAAACUAUCGCGAGGAGAUGAAGAAGAAAAAAAACUGACGAAGUGAGAUUUUAUCUCACGUGAGACGUGUUUUUAUUUAAUUAUAAUAAUGUAGUGACAAAGAGGGAAAGAUGAUAAGGAAGCAAAUCAUUCAUACUCCUUCAGCAAUAUAUCAGUUUUAUCUAAUAUAAAUGAAAGAAACAAAAAUUGAGAAUUACAACAGGAAAAGUGACGAAAUACUGAGAAAUUUACCAUAUCAAACGAUGAAUGGUACAUUACAAGAAGAAGAAGAUGAUAAUGAAGAAGAAGCGUGGAGAAAAUGUUGAAGUUUAUCGUAACUUUAAUUGAAAAUUUGUUUUAAAAUGCAGCAAAUGAGAGUAAAUUUGUAUUUUAAAAUCACAAUGCGUGUGUUAUCAAACGAUGGUUUUCAACAAAACUAACAAAUUAGUUUAAUUUUGUGGUAAAUUUGUACAAUUUUCUUGUUUUGUCCUCACUUUGAGGAUUCAUUUUCUUAUAUAAAUAAUUAUACUAAUAACAGAGAAAUGAAAAACGAUAUAAUUUUAUAUCGUACAAAUGCAUCACAAUAAAUUUAGCAAUUACUUGAGUUCCUUUUUGUUACAUAUUUGUUCUUUCCCACAUAUUAUUUUGAUUUUUUUUAUUGUAAAAAGGUUAUUUUUUGACUUUGUGCAUUGAACUUAAUUUAUUUUAUUUACCUGUUACAAUGAGUUGUGAGGUUUUUUUUGUUGGUUUUCCCUGAAAAACCCCAAUAAAACCAUAGAACGAAAGAGUGCGAGUGAGAGAAUGGGAAGUGAAAUCAGCUAAAAUAGAGAGUAUUUUAUUGCAAUAAGAUUUUUUUUGUAUUUAAAAAGGAAACAUUUAUGGGGAAAUUUUUCUAUUUAAAAGAAAAAAAAAACGUAAUUUGAGUGUGUGUUAACCCCAAAUCUCUGUUUUAUUUCUGUUAUUUCAAACUUAUUUAUUAUUAUUUCUUGCAAUGUGACUCAAGAAAGAGUUGAAGACAUGAGGAAACGAACGAUGAAAUAUGUGGAGGAAAAACUUAAUUGAUUGGAUGGAAAGUAUUAUUAAAAUUAAUAAACUUCUUGUGCUAAAAAGUAAUAAUAAUGGAAAAAUAUUAUUUCUUACAUAUCUCUGAGGAAGAAGAUAAAGAGGAGGAAGAAAAAAAUAUUUCACGAGGUAAAGAAAAGAUGAAAAAAAAUCAAUGGGAAAAUAUGAAAAAAUACACAAUGUGGUCCAAUAUUUAAUGAAGAAAUAUCACUUAUAGAGCAAAGUUAAAGAGAAAAAAAGAGGAAAAAGAAACCCUUAAGGCAGAAAGUGUAAAUAGAACCACUUUUAACUUUUUUGAUGACUCACCCAGAGUUUUAAUAUAUUAAACUAACUUAAUUACACUCUCUUUACAAAGACGAUGAGAAAAAGGAUAAGAGGAGAAGGUGAAAAACAACCCUAUUUAACAAUGGCGAUAAGAGAAUUAUUGUAAUUUUUAAUGAGAAUUUUUAAGGACAAAGGGAGAAGAAAAAACGGGAGAACACAAAAAAUAGUGCAAAACUUGAAAGUCGUGCAAUAUUUUCUGAAGAUGAAUUUAAAAAAUAAAGAAAAAAACUGAAGAUGUGGCGAAUACAAUUGCGAACCAACUUGUUGAGCAAAAUGAUUCAUGUCAAGCGUGAAGAAAAAUCACUGGAUUGAAGAAAAAAUAUGGGAUAAUUGUGUGAUUGGAAAACAUAUCACAAUAUUUUUUUUUAUUUCAAACUGUGCAUUUCUCCUUUAUUCAACCAUCAAAUUCAGUGAGACGUGAAUUUCUAUUGCUAGUUUUAUCAAUUAUUUCACUUGUCUUUCUGUUCUGUUGUGACUUUUCACAUGAUUUUCUUUCAUACUGUUUUGAUUUUGUUGACGAGCAAAAAAACACACACGAAAAGACACACUGAACGACUUCAGAUUCUCAAGCAUUACGAAAAAAAGUUAUGCGAGUUUUUCUUCUUGAUAUUCUCCACUGAUAAAAAGAAAGAUAAAAUGUCAUAUAGUUUGCAGCAAUUUUGCUGUCCAAGAAAUGUGUGAAAAAUAUGGUUUUGGUAAUGAAAAAUGACGAGAUUGCUCAACGUUAGACUCUUAUUAAAUCCUCUAAUUGACUUUUGCAGAACAUUUUAGUUCGCAGAGAAAAGUGAGAAAUUACGAGUGACUUAGAAAAGUGAGAAAUUCGCAAUGCUUUGAGAAUCUGCAGUCAAAUGAAAUAAAAAGAAAUACAAUUUUAAGAGAGAAUUUAAAUGCAAAUGAAUAUAUAUCAAAAGAAAAAUUUUUAUUCCAACUAAAAUGAGAGAGUGAGAGAGGAAAAAAUAUAGUGAAAAGUACCAAGAAAAAAAGGAAAGCAUGAAAAAACACAGAAGAGAGCAAAAUGUGUUUUGCAUGAUAAGAGAAAAAUUCUGUGUACAUUUUAGACGCAUAUCUUUGUAGUGUUUUAGCCAAAAUGUCUCGCGAAGGGAAGAAGAACACAGAGUGAGAAGAAGAGUAAAUAAAUUGAGAGAAAAAAAACUCUAAGAUAUCACAUUUAGAUAAUAAAAAUUUAAACAAAAAGAAAAAAAAAUUGUAGUGAAGCUUAGGCAUGUCACUUAAGCAUGUCUUUUGGCAGAGGUUUUGAUCAGAAUAGGUAAAUUUGACUUUGUUGGUUAGCAUUUUAGAGCUGAAGGAAGAGAGAGAGAAAAAAACAGUGCAAUGAGUGGAAAAUCUCAUUCAGAGAACAACCAAUUUUCUAAAUAAAAUUAAUUCAAUGUUUAUGGAAAAAAUAGCCUCCGAAUGUCUGGCCUAAGAAAAUUAAGAAGAAGAAAAAGAAAACACUUGAAACAACACAAACCAAAAUGGUAAAGAAAUUCUAAUAUUUAGCAAAGAGGAAAAAGGAUGAAAGAAAAGAAACAUAUUGAAGAAUCCCAACAAGACAUUUUUUCCCCAAAAUGAAAUUUAUAUAUUAAAGUGCAGAGAAAAAGCAUACAAGAAUAACCACAUUUUCUCAUACAAAAAUUAUAUUUGAAUAUAGUGAAUAGAAAUGAUGAGAAACACACCCAUUUUUGCUCCUAACCCCACCUAAAGAGGGAAGAAUGAUGAAACAUAUAGGUUUUUUUUGUCUCCAGAAAAAAGAACAACUGAAGAAGAAGAAAACAUUUGUAAUAAAGGAAGAAGAAGAAAUCUCCAUUCUCUUGUAUAUUCGUCUACUAAAAAAAUGAAAGAAAGGGGAAGAAGGAUGUGAAGGCGUAAUAUAUUUUAAGCUGAAUAUUUCUCAAGUUACUGUAAAAGGAUUUAAAGAUGAAAAAAAAGUAUGUGAAACACACACAUUUUAAAUGAUAACCAUACAUAACAAAAUAGUAAUGGUAGGAAUCUAACAAAUUAACCUCUCCCACUGAAAGGAUUUCCCAUUUGUGGAACAGAGAAUGCGUCACGCUUUCCCUCGCCAGAGCGUCCCACUUGGUUUUCCCGCGUCCCCCUGUACAUAAUAUAUACGAAAGACACCGAGAAAUGGUCAAUGAGUGAAACCGCGAGAGAUUAUUCCACACACACACACACAACACAUGAUGAAAUCUAUCCAACUGUUGCUGUUCUUUAUCGUAAAACAAAACAAAGAAAUCAAUACUAUAGCUAUAUUUAAUGAUGAGACAAAGUGAAAGAAAAAAAAAGAAAUAUCGUAUUCAAAUGAAAGUAAACGAAGAAAAUGAUGAAAUAUGUGUUUAAAAAAAAUCUUAAUCUAUUUAAUGAAAGCUCUAUGAAAAAAAAACUCUGCAAACUCUACUUGUCUAGAAUCUGUGGUCUCACAAGAGAAAAAGAGAAAAAAAUCGAGUGUUAUUCUAAAGACAAAACAUAUUUCUCUCGAUUUGAGACCACACAAAAAGGACAUAAUAAUUUGCAAUGAAAAAAAACUGUUAGAAAUGUGUGUAAUAUAUUUAAGUGAAGAUGUGAAGAAGCGAAGGAGGAAAAAUCAACUAAUUUAUUAGUGGUGAAAAGUGAGGUAAGAAGAAAGAAGGAAAAAAACAUGAUUCAAGAGGAAAAAUUGACAAUAGUUUUUAAACGUGAACAUGAUAAACCCUAAACAUAUCUCUUUGAUGAUGAUGAAGAAGAAGAAGAAAAA